GUUGGCAAGUGGCCAUAGUGGAGAGAGCAUCUUCGUUGCUCUCGCUUUUUCCUAAACACAGUUGAUUAUUUUUAAUUCGUACUUUAAAAGCCAACUCAAACCAUCAAAGAAAUGGGCAAAUUACCAUUGAGCAUUCAGGCGGUGGAGUCCAGCUGCUGCCUUAACGUGCCGACGCCGAAGAAGAGAAUAGCAUACUCAACAUGGAUGUGGAUUUUGACCUACUUGACAUACUGCGCCUAUCAUCUCUCCCGAAAACCUAUAUCUGUGGUGAAGAACGUCCUCAGCCAGAACUGUUCCAACAUGACGCCUCCGGCUGAGACCAACAACAGCCACUGGUGUGACUGGAAGCCUUUUGAUGGCGAGGAUGCAUCGACUCUCUUGGGGACUGUGGAUUCAUCUUUCCUAUUUGCCUAUGCUGCUGGAAUGUUUGUCAGUGGAAUUAUUGCCGAGAGAGUUGACCUACGCCUCUUUCUGUCAUUUGGCAUGAUAUUUUCUGGUGUCUUCUGUGCCAUGUUUGGUCUUGGCCAUACAUUUGGUGUUCACCAGCUUUGGUUCUACAUUGUGGCACAGGUUCUUAGUGGUUUAAUGCAAACUACAGGAUGGCCAGGUGUUGUAACGGCUUUAGGAAAUUGGUUUGGUAAAGGGAAGCGAGGUUUGAUCUUUGGCAUUUGGAAUUCUCAUACAUCUGUAGGUAACAUUCUGGGUACUCUGAUCGCUGCAGCAUUUGUAACCACGAACUGGACGCUCUCAUUUGUCAUCCCUGGCAUAAUAAUUGCUUCAGUGGGAGUGUUGGUGCUCUUCUUCAUGGUUCCUGAACCAUCGUUAAUUGGCCUACCUAAUCCCAAUAUGAAAAAAGAUCCCGAGGGAGUUUCUCCCCCACCCAGAAGACGGCUUACUCCAGAUUAUACAUGGGCAACGGAUGAGUCCGCAACACUCCUCGAUACCGAUUCCCCUGCUGUUUCUUAUGUUGAGAAAGAUAAGAAAAUGGAGUCGGAACCCAUUAUUCCCGAGGAGAACAAGGACAAGGCCAUCAGUUUCAUCGGAGCUCUUAGCAUCCCGGGUGUAGUGGAAUUCUCCAUGUGCCUCUUCUUUGCCAAGCUCGUGUCCUACACGUUUUUGUACUGGUUACCGAAUUACAUCUUAAACAGCACUCCGUACACCGCAGAGCAGAGUGCUGACUUGUCCACCUUUUUCGAUGUGGGCGGAAUAAUUGGGGGCAUCAUGGCAGGAAUGAUCAGUGAUUACUCGGGCAUGUCAGCUUGUACGUGCUCCGUAAUGCUUGUCUGUGCCAUUCCUAUGCUGUUCAUAUACCAGACGCUGAGCUCUGCAGGUUUGGGCUUGAGUAUAUUCCUGCUGAUCCUUGUUGGACUUCUAGUAAAUGGUCCGUAUGCUCUGAUCACAACGGCAGUGUCUGCUGACCUGGGGACCCACGAGUCUCUUAAAGGCAAUUCCAAAGCCCUUGCCACAGUGACGGCCAUCAUUGAUGGCACUGGCUCCAUAGGAGCUGCAGUUGGACCACUAAUCGCUGGCCCUGUAUCGGAUCUUGAUUGGGACUACGUCUUCUAUAUGCUUAUGGUAGCUGAUGUGUUGGCUCUCCUUCUCUUGACACGGCUUGUUAUUCGAGAGGUUCAGAAAUGGCAAAAUCGGCGCAGACAAAACUCCCAUUCCAUUCUUUGAAGAUUUUAAACAAAUCUAUAGGUUUAUUCAGCAAAAAUAUUUUUUUUUUUAGGGUGUAUGUAGCAUAUUUUUACUAAAUGUAUUGAGUAACUAGUUGUCAUAUUUAUGUUUUAUUUAUGUAAAUAUUUUAGUGGAUGGAUGCUCAGAAUAUUUUUGUUUGCUGAAUGUUUUAUAUUAAGGGCAUAAGAGAAUUCAUAUUCAUAAAAUUCAUUGGCAGAAUUCAGUAGAAGUACUGCAGUGGGAGAGUAGUUUAUUUAUAUUGGUGCAUGGUUGC
Messenger RNA from Procambarus clarkii (red swamp crayfish), 1951 nucleotides. Lineage: Eukaryota; Metazoa; Arthropoda; Malacostraca; Decapoda; Cambaridae. The record is from RefSeq and is a predicted model, not a curated record.